Molecule: messenger RNA, 1406 nt
Organism: Python bivittatus (Burmese python)
Lineage: Eukaryota; Metazoa; Chordata; Lepidosauria; Squamata; Pythonidae
Source: RefSeq, a predicted model, not a curated record
AUGGCAGGUACUCCGCUGAAAGAAGGCUGCCUUCCCCACCGUUGGCAACUGGCAGCGGAGGGGUAUGCGGCGUUUCUCAUGAUUUGGGGCCAGGCCCUGUACAAAGUGGAGCCUCCGUGCUCCAAGGCAGCCUACCUUGGGAUGCUGUUUGGCGUUAGCAAGCGAGGAGGACCGUUGCCUUUUGGCUGGCUCACCCAAAGGGCCUCCCCGGCUCAUGUUCCUGAACCUGACCCACUGGCCGCUGCUCCAGACCCCGCCAGCCUUGGACAAGUGCCUUUUGAGAUGAAUACGGCUGAUGAGAGGUUCUUGGCUGAAACUCAGCCAGUGGAUCUCUCACUUCUGGACUCCUGCCACCACAAGGUCAUUGCGCAGCUUCGAUCGACUUGCACGGAUCUGACAGAAGAGGAGCUGGCCAAGCUGGGAGUGUUGCUCUUCAACUGCCAGGCCAGUGCGGAAGGUCGGAAGACUUACCUGUGCACUGGGGACAUGUCCCUGGCGGAAUGCACGGCUGGGAUGGAUCCGGAUACCUGGAACGCUUAUCACAUCGUCAGCAACCGAGCGCGCGCAGUCUGCUACGCCACCCGUCAGAUGCAGUUCAAGCGCCGGGCGGAGCAUACGGUGAACGCCCUGGUCUCUACUGCAGUCGGACAGUUGGAAGCGAUGAAAAUGCUCAAGAAGAGUCAGGAGGACCUGAAGGUGCUGACGUCGGAGUCCCUGCAGAGAGUGGUUAGUGCUCAGGAAGACCUGCUUGCCCAGCAAGAGUCAUUGCAAGGCAGCCAGAUGCAAAUGGAAGAAUCCCUUUCUGGCAAUCUGGAGCAACUGGUCCAGGAGAAGGCCUUGAUUGCCAGUGGGCAGCAGCAGGUGGCCGAGCUGAUUGAGGGCAUCACGCGGAGGAUGGAAAAUGUCAGCCAUCAUCUGGACCAACAGGAUAUGGAUCUUCAGGAAGGACACACGUCCAUCCUGAGGGACCUAAGCCAAGUCCAGACACGGGCCCAAGAAGUCUACUCCAAAAUAGAUGCUAAUCUGGGUUUGUUCCUGGCCUAUCAAAACCAAACCACCUUGUAUCAUGAUGAGUUACUGGGGAAACUGCGGAAGAUGAACAAGAGCUUUGGGCUGGUCCUUCACACCAUGGAGCAGAUGCAGACCAAGGUGGAGGGCCGACUGGAGCACAUCCAAAAAUUCAUAACCUGGGCAGGGUUCAGCUUGAGUUCCGUCUACACCUGUGUCGUGCAUGGCACCUACUUCCUCUUGGCCGCGCUCAUCAUGACUUUCCUGCAGAUCCCUGGCCCGCCCCGCGCCCUGCUUCUGGUCCUGGUUGUGGCAAACGCGCUCUCCGAGCUCCAUCACACCGUCUCCCUGGGAUUUAAGUCUCUCACCGGCCUCUUGGCAUUGUCCGUUGCAGGCAA